ACUGAAGCUGGUAGGAUACGUGUAAUUGCUGUCUGAAAAUGGCUGAGAAGAAGCAGAACAGCAGUUCCAGCACAAAUCUGCUUUUCUCCACGGCUCCGGAGUUUAACUUCAGCGUACCGUUUAUUCCUGUCAGUCAAGCCACCGCGCCUGCGGUGCUUUCGGGAGAGGAUUCUGCGGAUGUCGGAGAAGAGGACAGUUUCCUUGGCCAGACAUCAGAAAAUGCAGACCACCCACCUACCUUCAGCUACUUUUCUAAAUCCACAACCAGCAGUGAUCCUUUUGCCUCGAUAGGACAGCAGUGUGCUUCUCCAGCAUCUUCGGCAGGGACAGUGACCUCAGUGAGGCCGGCUGUUUCUCUGCCUUCCGUCUGCCCAGGACAAAAUGUGUACCCCACCACCUCGGCCUCUCCGUCAAACUUCGCUCAGCCCCCGGUUUCUCAGUUUGGAAAUGCAGCUUUUCCGGGCCCUCAGGCAGGGUACACCCUACCGCCGAGCAGCGUAGCCCCACCUAGUGGACAGGCUCAGCCGGCGGGAUACAACCCCUACCGCCACACUCCCUUGAGCAGCCGGGCCAACCCCUAUCUGGCUCCACCCCAGCUGCAGCAAGGCCAGGCCCAGCAGCUUCAGCAGGCAGCUUUCCUGCAGGCUCCUCCUACUGCCCCGCCCUCUCAGACAUUCCAGACUCCGCCUCCGCCGCCAUCACAGGCUCCUCCCGCUUGGAGUCACGCCCCUCCCCCUGGAGUUCACCCUGCCGGUGCCCUGGUUUCAGCCCCACCCACGAUGCCCUAUACCUACAAUGUGUAUGAGCCAGUUCAGCCCCACUGGUUCUACAGCAAGCAAGUGGAGUCCAAGGAGAUCUGGUUUCCCUUCAGCAUCAUCGACUCCAUCAAACUGGAGGAGACCUUUAACUCAGUUCAGCCAGAUCCAGAGAAUGUAGUGGUGUGUACAGAUGGGGGCCGCUACGACGUGCAGCUUUACGACAGGAUAAGAACUGCAGUGUACUGGGAAGAGGAGCCUUCAGAAGUCCGGCGCUGCUCCUGGUUUUACAAAGGAGACACAGACAGCAGGUUCAUACCUUACUCAGAAGAGUUCAGCGAAAAGCUGGAGGGAGAAUAUAAGAAAGCUGUCACCACCAAUCAGUGGCACCGGAGACUGGAAUUUCCCACUGGGGAAACUAUUGUCAUGCACAAUCCCAAGGUAAUAGUGCAGUUCCAGCCCUCAGCAAUGCCCGAUGAGUGGGGGACAACACAGGAUGGCCAGACCAGGCCCAGGGUUGUGAAGAGAGGCAUUGAUGAUGACCACGAUGACAUCCCUGAUGGAGAGCUUCGUCAGGUGGAUCACCUGGUUUUCAUGGUGCACGGAAUAGGGCCUGUCUGUGACCUCAGGUUUAGGUCGAUGGUUGAGUGCGUGGAUGACUUCCGGAGCGUCUCUCUCAAGCUGCUGCAGAGCCACUUCAAGAAGGCGCUGGAGGACCGAGCCAUCAGCCGCGUGGAGUUCCUCCCAGUUCAGUGGCACACAGCCCUGCACGGGGACGCCACUGGUGUGGACAGGCGAAUCAAGAAAAUUACGCUGCCAAGUACAGGCCGAUUGCGCCACUUCACCAAUGAGACUCUGCUGGACGUCUUAUUCUACAACAGUCCUACCUACUGCCAGACUAUUGUGGAUAAAGUGGCACUGGAACUGAAUCGACUGCAUGCGCUGUUCAUGAGCCGAAACCCAGACUUUAAAGGAGGCGUUUCAGUAGCUGGACACAGUUUAGGAUCCCUUAUUCUUUUCGACCUGUUGUCUAAUCAGAACAAUACCUCCCAGCUGCCAGCCCCUGCACUUUCCAUUCCCAAUGGUGGAAACCCUCCAGAAGCCAGCAACCUCAAACAGAUGGGGGGCUCAAACCCCGCUCUGCAGGGAAGUGAUCUGCUUGCCAGUGGUGAACUUGCAGAGGAUGUAGAGGAAGAGGAGGUUGAGGAGGAAGGAGAGGAGCUUACGAGUCUGUCUGCAGCUCUGGAGCAGCUCAGCCUCUCAGAAUAUCUCAGCACCUUUGAGAAAGAGAAGAUUGAUAUGGAGUCCCUGCUCAUGUGUACUGUGGAUGACCUGAAGGAGAUGGGAAUUCCCUUGGGGCCAAGGAAAAAACUUGCCAAGUUUGUCAAAGAAAGAGUUAGCAAGCAGGAAAGGCGAAAGGCUGCAGCAGAGAGGAAGGCAGCGGCGGAGGCGCUGAGGAAAGCCAAGCAGGAGGCCGCUCUGCAGGCCAGAGAAGAGGCGGCGGCAGCGGCUCAGCUCUCCCACUCGCAGCCAGACCCCUCCAGAAGGAGGCUCUCCGUCGGCGGCACAGUCUCUUCAAUGCAUGUGGACUACGACUACUUCGAAGUUGGCACAGGCCAACGAUCCUAUUGCUAUGAUUCGGGGUACAAAACAUUUGAGAAUGGGACUGGUCAGGUGUCUGUGGUUUACCAUUCAUUGGUCUUUGAACCGAUGAAUUUCUUUGCCUUGGGUUCCCCCAUCGGAAUGUUUCUGACUGUGCGGGGGCUGGAGAAGAUUGAAGAAAGCUACCACCUGCCCACCUGUAGGGGUUUCUUCAAUAUUUAUCACCCUCUGGACCCAGUGGCGUACAGGAUUGAACCAAUGAUUGUUCCUGACCUGGAUUUAAAGCCAGUCCUAAUUCCGCAUCACAAGGGAAGGAAGAGGCUUCAUCUGGAACUUAAAGAAAGUCUAACACGAAUGGGCUCCGAUUUGAAGCAAGGUUUCAUUAGCUCCCUGAAGAGCGCCUGGCAGACCCUGAACGAGUUUGCCCGGGCUCACACCUCCUCUCCACAGCUGCAGGCCGAGCUGGAGAAAGUGGCCAACCAAAUCAAAGAGGAGGAGGAGAAGCAGGUUGACGAAGAAAUCAAAAUGAUAGAAAGCCCAGACCAGAUAAAGGAGGAUGACCUUGCUGUGAAAAUUGGAAUGCUGAAUGGAGGGAACCGCAUUGACUAUGUCUUACAAGAGAAACCUAUCGAGAGCUUCAAUGAGUAUCUGUUUGCCCUUCAGAGCCAUUUGUGUUACUGGGAAUCUGAAGAUACUGCCUUGCUGAUUCUUAAGGAAAUCUACAAGACAAUGGGGAUUAGCCCUGAACAAUCCAUACACUGAUGACCUUAGCCAGAGAUUGUAUGCCAAAUCAUAAUAUAUUCUGCAUUUAUUUUGAAUUCCUUUUUAUCGAAAGUCAAAGCUGGUAGACUGCUUUCAAAAGUAUGAAAUGACGUUUAUGACAGGCUAGUGAUCAAGUAGCAAGAUAAAUACAACAGUAUUUGGCCAUAUGUCUUAAAUUAAGAAAACUAAACUGUGUAACGAAUUCCAGACAGGAAUACUUUGGUUUAUUCUUAAACUUUUAUAUUAUGUGAGUGAUGCAGAGAAGCUGAUGUUGGUGAUAGUUGCUUCUGAAGCUAAAAGAGAUUAAAUGGCAUGUGAGAGAAAUCAUGGACUUUUUCAAUUCAGUAUUGUUAAAAAACAAACGUAGCCAAACCUACUCUGGUUGUAGGCCACAUAUAUUCAGUCUGAAGGCACAGCAACAGUCCACAAUAAACAUUAAUUUACCAUGA
Molecule: messenger RNA, 3568 nt
Organism: Lepisosteus oculatus (spotted gar)
Lineage: Eukaryota; Metazoa; Chordata; Actinopteri; Semionotiformes; Lepisosteidae
Gene: sec23ip
Product: SEC23 interacting protein
Cellular component (GO): COPII-coated ER to Golgi transport vesicle; cytoplasm
Molecular function (GO): protein binding; metal ion binding; glycerophospholipase activity
Source: RefSeq, a predicted model, not a curated record